Gymnodraco acuticeps is the source of this 4342-nucleotide messenger RNA. Its product is annotated as sterile alpha motif domain-containing protein 9. The record is from RefSeq and is a predicted model, not a curated record. Gene Ontology annotation, molecular function: protein binding. Bases 177 to 4295 code for a protein of 1372 amino acids. NCBI's taxonomy places the organism in Eukaryota, Metazoa, Chordata, Actinopteri, Perciformes, Bathydraconidae. Gene Ontology annotation, cellular component: cytoplasm. The transcript is spliced from 2 exons.
GAUUCUGGCAGAACUACACAAGUUGAACAACAAACCAGAACCGCAACUGCAACCUAUCUCUGACAUCACAGAUAUUACAGAAAAGCCAAACCCCACUCAACCUGAACUGAGUCUACCUCAGGCCAUAACAACCAAUCAACCAGAAUCACAAAACAAAAUUGAAUCAGAAACCGACAAUGUGGCUGAAGAUACAUCUGAAAAUAUUCAGCAAUUCAAUAAAGCUUCAGAGAAGGACGGAAUUCAGCAGACAAACCAAAAAGACUUGGGGGGGAAAGGAGAAAAGAAAUUAUUGGGGUAAAGUGUUUUGCAGUUUUAUAAGUCACAGUAUAUUAAAUGUUUUCACUAAUAUAGGCUCUAAUUACAUUUCUAAAUGUACACUUAAUAUCUACUUUUUCUUCCUGCAGACCACAGUCCAAGAAGAAAAACAAAACAUCACUUUGGAAAUAAAGAAAAUUCUCGACAACCUUUCCAAAGAUGGCCUGAAAGAAUUUAAUUUCUACGAAUUCACUAAAUCCACAAAUCAAUCAAUUCCUAGAGGGAAACUAGAGGGAAAGGACACUAAGGAUACUGCCAAGAUAAUGACUGACCACUAUGGAACCUAUGAGGCUGUACAAGUCACAAGAGACAUUCUACUCAACAUCAAUCAGCGCCCACUUGCUUGUGAUCUGGAGAAGAAAACUGGUCAACUGAAUCAGCAGAGUCAUCUUUCAAAAUCCCUUUUGAAGAAAGAAGCUAACCAGGGGGAGAAACUGAAGAAUUUGUUAACUUGUGGUGGUAACUCACUAGACCAAUAUGACAGAUUUGUUGUUGUUGUGAACAAGAGCAGUCCAGAACAAGUGCAGUAUCUCCAGUUUCUGACUAAGUUGAAACUAUUUUGUGUGCUAGACUUUGACCCCAACUCUGUUGCUCCUGGGGGACUCUGUCAUUCCUACAGAGAGUCAAGGUUAGCCAAUCUGCAUACUCCAUCACAAUAUCAAGGAAAGACUGACUCAGUGAUAAAGGACCUUAACCUCUGCAAGCAGACAAGCUGGAUCUUCUGCAAUGGCAGACAUGACCUUGACAGCAACUUGAACAAGGAGUUAGACUAUAAGAACUGGCUGAGGAAAUCUUGCAGAGACGUAGAACAGUUAGUAUCAUUCAUCUGCAACCACGAAGUUUUUCACCAUGGAAGAAGUCUCAUCAUAUUUCUCCUACUUUCACCUGUGGUCACUGAGAAAGACCCAAUCGUUGACAUCUACAAAUCAUUCAUAAAACACAUCAAGGAGGAAAGCAUCAUCAAUAUUUGUGAAUCUCAGAGCACAUACCAGAAAUGGAGGGAGCUGAUACAGGAAAAGUGUGAUUUCGACAUUGAAGGUCUAUCAAUAAAUGAACUAACCUUAAGUGAAAUCAAUGGUACUAUAAUGGCACUUGGGCCAUUCAAUCAGUCAUCUGGAAGGUUACUUCCCUCUUCUGGUUCCAGUGCCAUUGCCUUGAAACAGAAGGAUGAAGAUUUCAUUACUGCUCUGGAUAUUUUGUGUCUGAAUCAGUGUGAAAAUAUCUAUGAUGAAAACAGUGAAGAGUUCCAAGAUUUUAGAAAGAAAGUUGAGGAGGAAUUCUUCAGAGGAGGCAAAGUAAAAUGGUGGAACUUUUACUUCUGUGACAAAAACAAAGAUAAGCCAUUUAUCAAGCGGAACAAGUAUGCCAAUGUGAAGAAGAUGAUCAGGUCUAAAUUGAAAGAUUCAAAGGACAUGUGUGUUCUGCUCAAUCUGUUUCACCAACCGGGCUGUGGAGGUACCACCUUAGCAAUGCAUGUGAUGUGGGAUCUCCGUCAUGAGUUAAGAUGCGCAGUGCUAAAUGACAACACAGUACCAAAGACAGAAGUAGCCACUCAAGUCAAAAGACUCAUGAAACUUGAAAGUGAGAAACCAUCUCCAGUAUUGCUGUUAGUUGAUGAUUCAACAAGAACCGAAAAUCUUAACGACCUUGUGAGCUGCAUACGUAAAGAAGUUAGUUUGAACAUUAAUUUGGAUGAUGAACCAAAUUGUAAAGUCAUUAUCCUUAACUGUGUUCGUUCCCAUAGCCCAAAAGAGCAAUUCAGAAAGCACAAACCAACCGAAAGUCAACAUAUAACGUCUUCAUUGACACAAGAAGAACAGAAGGACUUUGAAAAGAAACUCAAAGAGCUCAAAGAAACUCAUGAAAAACCAGAAAGCUUUUACAGCUUUAUGAUCAUGAAAAGUAAUUUUGAUAAGAAAUAUAUGGAUGACAUUGCUCAUAACACACUGGAGAACUUUGAUUUCAGCCAAAAGGAGGCCCGAAUGUUUGCCUUCUUAGCAUUACUGAAUAACUAUGUUGCAGAAUCAGAAAUAUCGCUCGCUUUUGCUGAAGAUUUCUUGGGGAUGAAAAUGAUACAUUGGAGAGAGGACAGUGUACUGGACAGAAUGAAGCCAUAUUCCAACUUUCUCAUUGUACACAAGGUUGAAGACUGGGGAGGAUAUAAAGCAAUCCGAAUCCUUCAUCCGGCCAUUGCAUCUGCCUGUCUGGAAGAGUUAGAGAGAAGCUUCUCUUUAAAAGUGAGCGAUAUCACUAUGGAGGUGCUUCACUGUGAUCUCUUCUUCAGAGUUGGAGUUGCCAAACACAGAUUCUCAAUUAAACAAAUGGUGAUUGAAAGGCAGCGCAGCAAAGAUGAGAGAGGACUAUUUUCAUCUCUCAUAGACAAAGUCCACAUUCAGCAAGGAAGGCAAACUGUCCAAGAAAUAUUUGUGAAAGCAUCAUCCAGGUUUGAAAAAAGUGCAUCUAUUCCUCAGGCCUUGGCAAGAUAUUUGUACAUCAACGAAUGUGACUUCCCAGAGGCUCUGAAAUGGGCAGAAAAGGCCAAGAACAUCAAAGAAAACCCAUACACAUUCGACACAAUUGGGCAGGUUCACAAAAACAAAUUAAAAUCUAACAACAACAGAGAAAAGCAGGAAACAUCACACAAUCCAGAAGACUUAAACACAAACCUAAAAAUAGCACAGAAUGCCAUCAGAGCGUUUAAAAGCGCUCAAGAGCUGGCAAACACAGAUGAUGACCCUGAAGAUAAAGCUGCUGCUGAUGAGUCGGGUGACUUUCCCAGAAAGUCAUAUAAUGUUUACGGCUAUGUGGGUGUGCUGGAAAUUGCCUUCAUAGUCUUUGAGAUAUUGUGCAGAUUGCCGUUCUUUAAGGAAAAAGAUCCAAUGAAGAAGAAGUACUUCCAGAGUUACCUGCAAAAAGUAAUCCCAAUCACCAGCGUGCAUAAGGAUGACAAUGACAUCAACAACAGAUAUGUGGAGAUCAUCAAAGAACAUGAGCAGUUUCUCCUUGGUUUGAAAACUGAAGUUAAAGAAACAUUUGAUCUUCUUGACUGUUACUACACAUAUAUUAAAGCAAACAACUCCGAAUUUGAUUCGAAGAAUCGUUGGACCGUCAGUGUUUUUUUUAAAGACUUUGUAAAUCUUUUUUGCACUGCAACCGAUGAAAUGCGCAAAGAACGGCCAAGCAAUUCUCAUCUCAAUUUGAAAAUAGAUAUUGAAGAACGAAGAUUGAUUCUUGAAGCGAAACAUGCAGAUACAUUCACAGGGAUUCUUCAGCAUUUGGACAAGCCUGCCGAAGAGAUUGAGGAGAUCACAGAAUGCUAUGCAUUCUUGCAACAAAAACAGCAGUUUUUCAAUAAAAAACAACAGACAAAGGAAACUAUCAAUUACAUUAUGUCGAAGAUAGUUCUUUACCUUUUGAAACCAAAAUCUAAGCAUGUAAAGAGACUCAACCACCUCUCUGAUCUGCUUUUGAAAACUCUGACGGAUGUAGGACUUGGGUAUCCCUUCCCAGACCCAUACUAUCUGGCUUUGCUGCUGUUCUGGCCAAGUCAUACUCAGGAAAACCAAGAAAUCGUGACAUAUGUGAAAGCAAUUCGAAGAUCAUCCUGCAAGAGGUUCUCAUUGCUUCGAAUUAGGAGCACAGUUGCCCACCUCUUCUUAGGUAAAGAAGAGGGACUCAGUAGGCUUGUUUCCAAACCUCAACUAGAUGAGAAUUUUAAAGACAUGCGAUGUGACACCUUGGCACAACUUUGGCGAAAUGGAAACAUAUUUAAAACACAGGCGAUUAUCAAACGUCUUCAUCGAGUCGUUGGAACCAUUGAGCAAGGAGAGGUGUUCGCCAAUUACAGAAAACUGAAAAUCCCUGUGCGUCCAGCUCUCAUUGCUGGUACAAGAAGUGGUUGCAGCACAGAAAAGGUUUCUUUCUACCUUGGCUUUGCUAUUGAUGGACCCCUUGCUUAUGACAUUCAGUAUGAAAACUAGGGUAAGGGACUGUAAAUAACAAAGUGCAAAUUGCACAAGUGCAGCAA